Cryptotermes secundus is the source of this 6334-nucleotide messenger RNA. RefSeq names its product neuroligin-4, X-linked. NCBI's taxonomy places the organism in Eukaryota, Metazoa, Arthropoda, Insecta, Blattodea, Kalotermitidae. Gene Ontology annotation, cellular component: synapse; postsynaptic membrane; cell surface. Gene Ontology annotation, biological process: presynaptic membrane assembly; chemical synaptic transmission; modulation of chemical synaptic transmission. Gene Ontology annotation, molecular function: neurexin family protein binding; signaling receptor activity. Bases 1109 to 3634 code for a protein of 841 amino acids. The record is from RefSeq and is a predicted model, not a curated record. The transcript is spliced from 11 exons.
GCCAAGCGAGGCUGGUGGUCGCUCCGAUCAACUGCACGUGCGCGGCCCUCCCUUCACUUGUUUCUGAACUGGAGGACCCAGAGGUAUUUUGUUCGGUAGUGUCUGUUGUCGUGUGUGGUGCUUUAGCGGCAGUUUUUUCUUCAAUGUGAGAUCUGUGAAUAAGUGUUUCAUUAUUGGUGUUUAGAUGACUUUGUGAUUCAGUGUUUAAUUAUUUUAAAAAUCAACAUAAACUUGAUGCAGUGUUUUACAACAAUUUGAAGGAAACUGUUCAUGUCACACGCAGCAGAAUUACAAUGAUACGCAUACAAAGUAAGAGGAAUUAGAACUUCAAAAGUUUGAACUUCAAUAUUAUAGUAGCAGAUUACAUUAUGAUGCGGCCCUGUGACAUCAGUCGCUUCUGCUCUCCUGGUCGGCAAACGGCGUGCCAUAAAUCUGCCUUGGUGAGGCGCGGGCCACUUCGUAUCUCAGCUUAAGAGGAAAAUGGCUACCAGAAAUUGAAUGCACCGUGGCUGCCGUCAGUCCACCUUUUAUCACAGCGUUAUCUUAGGAACCAGGAACAUUGCUAAACCAUUCAUCACGUCACUCAGAACGUUGAGUUUUCCUGGAACCGCUCACAAAGUCUGGUAAUGUAACUGCAAUAAAAACGCAUCAGUGAAAGCUGCGUAUUUAAGAAGACAGAUAAUAUGCCCUGCUGAGACGUAGAUCAAACCCAGUCUCCUCAGUAUUACUGCUCCACGUCUUGGCGAGCCACUUAUUCCGACCUUCUGCAAAACUGGAACCAUAUUCCUCAGCCGUUUAUAUCACCGAAAUAUUUGCGAGUGCUGGACAGAAACGUGAAAUGUGCAGUUCCUAGAUUUGCAUGGUGCUUACUUGUCAGCUGGUGAAGUUAGCAUUAAAAGUUGAAGCAUAACGCUGGCAGAUUCCUAACGGUUCGUGCUGAUACUUUGCUUGGAGUGGUGUAAGAUGAGAGUGCGUCUCAAGAAACCGGCCCACCGACGGCGAGCGAGACAGUCGUGCCUGUAUUGCAGAUGACGGGAGGUCUCCCUCCGUAACGCAGGAGUCACUGCAUGUGGGGUGAGGGGAGAGUGUUACGUCACAUAGCCGGACCAUGCGGUCCACGCAAUGCUUAUACAGUACACGCACUUCUGCAGCUCCCCGAGAAACCACACUCUUACUUUUGACUGCUGUCGCGUUGCUGGCCAGAGUAACGCUAGCUGGGCCUCGCUACAGUUCAAGGAUCGUGGAAACUAAAACAGGUGCCAUCAGAGGAAUCAUUCUGGAACUGAACUCCAGACAUCUGGAGCCUGUUGAGGCGUUUAAGGGAGUACCAUACGCUGCGCCACCUGUCGGGGACUUGCGUUACCGACCACCGGCACCACCCUUGGUCUGGUCGGGGACUCGACUGGCCGAUACGUUUGGGGCUGUGUGCCCGCAGAGGUAUCCGGACAUCUCGAACCGCUCUGCAGCCCUUCUCACCAUGCCGAGGGGCAGGUACCACCACCUGAAGCGGCUAAUACCCCUGCUCGCGAACCAGAGCGAAGACUGCCUCUUCCUUAACCUGUAUGUUCCGGGAAGCGGAAACCGCGGACUGGAGGCGCCGUAUGCUGUAAUGGUGUACAUACACGGCGAGUCUUACGAGUGGAACUCUGGUAAUCCUUAUGACGGCAGCGUCUUGGCCAGCUACGGCCAUGUCAUCGUCGUCACUCUGAACUUCCGGCUGGGAGUCCUUGGGUUCCUCCGCACGCAUCCAGGGCCGGACCGCGAGGGAGCGACCGGUGGGAACCUUGGCCUACGCGACAUCUUGGCGGCGCUGCAGUGGGUGCGCCGAAACGUCGCAGCGUUCGGGGGCGAUCCGAACCGAGUGACAGUUCUGGGUCAUGACACCGGCGCCGCUCUCGUCAACCUGCUACUGAUCUCCAGUGCAGCGAAAGGUCUGUUCCAUCGCGUGGUGAUGCUGAGCGGGUCUGUUCUCAGCCCCUGGGCCCUGGUGCAACAGCCGGACACACUUCGGGAGACAGUAUUGAAGCAGAUGGGUUGCCACAGCUCAGCCGAUAAGGAAGACAGUGCGCCCUGCCUCAGAACCAAACCAUUGUCUGCCCUGUUGGACAUCCAGUUGGAUACUCCCCGGUUCCUUCCCCGCUUUGGGCCGUCCAUUCCACACGACGCGGAUACCAGUGAACCAAUCCUCACUAUGGAACACGCCAACGAGGCGUUCAUUAAUUGCGAACUCAUGCUCGGAGCGACAACAACGGAAAGUUACCUCGAUUUCAACGCAGCGGACAUUCAGUACGGGUUUGAAGAAGACCAAAGAAAUCGGGUAUUACGGACGUACAUUCGAAAUGCCUAUGUGUAUCAUUUGAAUGAGAUAUUUUCGACUGUGAGAAACGAGUAUACGGACUGGGAUAAACCUAUUCAGCACCCCAUUAACAUAAGAGACUCCACCAUGGAAGCCCUGAGUGACGGACACACAGUGUCUCCCUUGGUCAGGGUUGGGUACUUGCACGCAAGAAGAGGGGCGAAGACCUACUUCUUCCAUUUUGGCUACCAGACAAAGGAAAGCGACUACCCACAGAGACUUGGCAGCGUGCGCGGUGAGGAUGUCACUUACAUCCUUGGGAUGCCCCUGGUUGGUGGACAACCCUUCUUCCCACAGAACUACAGCCGGCAAGACAUGGGAGUUGCAGAGGCCGUUCUCAACUUCUUCACGAACUUCGCCAAAACCGGGGACCCAAAUGAGCCGAGGGUGCAGAAGACUGACUACGGGACAGUGAAGGAGAAGACAAGGUACAGAGGACUCAGCUGGGAGACUUACGAAACUGGCAGUCAGCUCUAUCUCAGCAUUGCUCUGAAGCCCAAGAUAAAAAGCCACUACCGAGGUCACAAGAUGGCGGUGUGGUUGAACCUGAUCCCACAGUUGCACCAACCUGGAGAUGAAGACGUAAGCAUGAGACACCACCAUUUCCACGAGAGGGGAGAACACUACUAUUCAGGGGUGGUCCGGCCAGAGUCCUACACUCGGCUGCCUCCACCGCUUCACCCAGCAACAUCUGCAGGACCUCAUAACCCUAGCGGUUCGGCACUAGGAACAGAAUGUCUCCCUAAUUCUACUUCAGAAGAAGAUCUGAUGCGUCGCUCUGAGGAAGAAGAUGAUGACGACGAAGCUGGACUUCUUCAGAGACUGGCCACAAGGCACUAUUACAGUUAUACGGCAGCCCUGGGAGUCACUAUUGGAGUUGGAUGUCUUCUUCUGGUGCUCAACAUGCUCAUCUUCGCAGGGAUUUACUACCAGCGUGACCGGGACCGCAGGAGACACUCAACCCCUUCUGGCUCAUCAUCAUCAGCGUCUUCUGAAGGCAUUCCCUUGUCGCACAGACCCCAGCAGUCUCAGUCCACAUCUGACACCUCCUCUCCAGCACCGACUGCUCACAUCAUUAAAGUGCAUGAGCCACCCCCCUCCUACACAACGGUUGCCAAGAGUCCAUCCAUCCCUGAGCCCCCUCCACCCCCAAGACAGUCGGCCCCUCAGGGCUCUGAAGCCCCCAGCUCGACACCAGUGCCUCCUGUCAGAUCCACAUCUACCAGCAGUGGGGGUACAGUGAAGAAGCGUGUUCAGAUACAAGAGAUAUCUGUAUAGCAUCAUGCACCUAAUGCAGAAAGUGCUGGUGAUAUUCACUUCAUAACUUUCCAGUUCAAGUAAUGAGAACUGAGGGGGGAGAAGGCUGACACAUAUCAGUUAAUUGUGUAUUCAGUUGGAUAGACCUGUUGGGUAUGUGUUAUCUUUUAAAGUUCUGCUGUCAGCUCGAAGUGAGAGUAAUCUUAACAGCAACAACUACAUAAUAACAAUAAUAAUAAUUAUAAUAAUGUCACAUUCAAGACUUUCCUUUCUUUGUACUCACAAGAUCUGGACCGAAGAAGGAAUGAGGUGUCUUGUAUAAAAAAAUGUUUUGAACUGCAACACUGCAUAGCAAACUGUGAUUGCAAUCAAAUAAAACAUUUCACAUAUGAGAAUAAAACAAGUUAGUAAGGCAUUUUGCAUAAGAGAAAUAGUCUGAUUACAGACUGUGAUCCUCUGGGUUGUAUAUAUGAACCUGCUAUCUCCAUCUUCAGGGUAGAAGUGAGGCAAAUUGGGAUGUGGGUAUGUUAUACAGAGUGUAAAGAACUAUAUGUUACAACUCUCUGUGGUAGAUAGAUGGGUUCAGUCUGAUCAUAUUUUGUUAAUAUACCAAUGUCAGGAAACACUUUUUAUGCACUAGGGCCUCUGAAAUAUGAAGGAGGAUGCCAGUAGGCAAGCAAUACAUAGGACUCAGAAGUAUCGGAAACAGCGUGAAACAGACAGCUUGAGUCCUAUCAAACACCCCUGUGGAUGUGUGCAGAGGAGCCACACACCAGACUUUGAAGAAGCAGCAAUCCAGCUUUUUGAAGAACAGCCUGAUACUAGUAUCUGAAGCGUUGCACAAACCCUAGGUGUAAACUUAUCAGUAUCUCAAGUUCUGCACGAUGAGCAACUUCACCCCUACCACCUCCAGAAGGUGCAGGCGAUGGGACCGAAUGACUUCACUCCUGGUGUCAAUAUUUUUCGAUGGCUGCUCAGACAAACUGUACAGGUACCUCACUUCCUAUGCUUUAUCUUCUUUUCUUAUGAGUAUAUCUUUACCAAGAACGUCAUUUUCAACUCCAGAAACAGCCAUGUGUGGGAUCAAGAAAAUCCUAACGCGAAGCAUAUCCAAAGCUACCAACACUGCUUUGCCAUCAAUGUGUGGGCAGGGGUUAUUGAUGACCAUCUAUUCAGCCCUUACCUCUUACCUCUGUGGCUUACCGGUGACAUUUACUUAAUAUUUCUCCAAGAGAUCUUACCUGAACUACUGGAAGUUAUGUGGUUCCACCAUGAUUGUGCCCAGCACACUCCGCUAAUGUCGUCCGUGAGUAUUUGGAAGAAACCUUUGGCAACUGAUGGAUUGCACAUGGAGGCCCAAUAACCUGGCCCCCUUACUCCUCGGACUUGACUCCAUGGGAUAUCUUUCUCUGGGGGUACACGCAAAGCCUGGUGUACAAGACUCCAGUGGAGACACAACAUGAUCUUGUGGCAAGAAUUGCAGUAGCAGCUGGAACCGUCCGGGAAAUGACGGGAAUCUUUCCAAGAGUUCAGCAUAACAUUAUCAGGCGGUGCAGAACAUACAAUGAAGUUGGCAGCCACCAUUUUGAGUAACUUUUAUAAUGUAAAACAGCAAUAAUAUCCCUUAAAACUUAUGCAUCCUCUCAGAAAAUUUUGUGACCAUUAGUGCCAAAAGGAAGCAUUUCCAGACAUUGGUGUAUUAAAAAAUGUUGUCAGAUUGAACCCAUCUAUCUACCACAGAGCGUUGUAAUCUAUAUUUGUUUACAUCCUAUAUAGGAAGUGUAGCUAUUGGAAACAAAGAACAUGACAGAUUCUAAUAGUGCCAAUUUUAAAAAAGACUCUGGGAAGGCAACUUAUAAGGGAAGUCCUGCAAAGCAGCAACUUUUUAAGAAGGCACUGCCAAAGAGCAUUUUUCAAGGAGGGCCCUACAGAAGAGCAAAUUCAAGAAUGGCGCAGAUAACUGCAGUUUCAAAGAAAGGCUCUAAAAAGGGGCAGCAUUCAAGGAAGGUCCUACAAAUGGGUCUCUUCCAAGGAAGGUCCUCAUAAUGGCCAUGAGCAAAGUCAAGUGAAAAUGCUUGCCUUAUCCUUUGAGAGAGAUUUUAUUCAUUUCUUCAGUCACAUUUUUGUAGGGCCUUCCAUAUAGUGGCCCCUGUUGGAAUCUUUCAUUUUCCCCAUUUUUACUGGCUACCCAUCCUCCCUAACCUAUUCACAUUCCAGAUAGACUUGGGUCCUUCUUUCCUGAAGAUGGAAGCUGCAGACUCCACCAAAAUAUUGGUGGCAACUUACAAUACUACACAGUUCUAUGACCUAGGAGAGAAACAUUCUAAUUUUCACUGCCGUGAAAACCUCAGAUAAUGUGUACUAUAACUGCAUACUUCAACAACUUAAUAACCCAGCCUUCAUGUAUUAUGAUUAUAAUAAGGCCCCUACCAAAAGGAACUACUCUACAGAAAGGAUUGUGUGAGUAUAGUGAUUCGAAGAAAAAUGGACUAAUGCAACAUCUGAAAUGCUCAGUUGCAUUAUGUUUAGAUUUAAUUUCUAUUUCACUUACUAACAUACUAACUGACAUGGGCUGCCCAUAUUACCUCCCUACUUAUUUUACUUGAAAUACAGAUUUAAGAAACAUGGUUUUAAAAAUAUGAAGAAGUAAGUUUAACAAAUUUCAACAGCUGUAAAAAUUGAAUGCAACAACAUAUGUGUAUACAAUUACCUACUGUUAAA